This is a messenger RNA of Mesocestoides corti, 1776 nucleotides long. Lineage: Eukaryota; Metazoa; Platyhelminthes; Cestoda; Cyclophyllidea; Mesocestoididae. The record is from the annotation of a GenBank genome assembly.
AUGGUUGUUACUGGUUUUGUGUUUGUGCUGCUUUUGGUAAAUGGCCUAUCGUCAGCCGAGAAAGAUACUAACGUGUUGCCUUCGGAUAAUGGCGGUGCCUCCUUAAACGCUGGUGACAAAGAAAAUAAGGUCGUGUUUGAGCCUCCAAUCAUUCCUGACGAUGCUUUGUUGUCGAUGUACUUCACUGCACCUGAAGAUAUCAAAAAGUACAAAUUGCUUAUAAGGUUGGUUCUUUCCUCAGCCACAAAGGACGGUGUUGAUCCUGAUCUUUCAAAAUAUGAUGGAAAGUGGUCUAUCGAGGUGCCAAAACUGAGCUCUGUUGAGAACGACUAUGCCCUCAUUUUGAAGUCGGAAGGCAAGCACCACGCUAUUUCAAUGGAUCUUGGUCAUGACUUCAAAUUUGAUAAGAAUGAGUUCGUCGUCCAGUAUGAAGUUAGGUUUAUGGAUGGCCAGACUUGUGGUGGCGCAUACAUAAAAUUGUUAUCAGCAUCUCCCGAUCUCAACUUGAAUAAAUUUAAUGAUAAAACGCCCUACACUAUAAUGUUUGGCCCCGACAAGUGUGGAAUGCACACAAAGCUGCACUUUAUAUUCCGGCACAAAAACCCCAAAACAGGCGAGAUUCAGGAAAAGCAUAUGAACCCCCCAGUUGCAUCCUUGGAGUCAAUUUUCACAGACAAGAAAACACAUCUAUUUACUUUGGUAAUCCGCUCUGAUAACUCCUUCGAGGUUUACGUUGAUCAGGCAGUGGUGAAAUCUGGAAGUUUACUCUCUGAAUUCGUUCCCCCUGUCAAUCCUCCCGCCGAGAUCGACGAUCCUAAUGACAAGAAACCAGAAUCCUGGGACGAGCGUGAGAAAAUACCAGACCCUGAUGCGAAGAAACCGGAUGACUGGGAUGAGUCUGCGCCCCAGUUCAUUGUGGACGCGGACGCAGUCAUGCCCGACGGUUGGCUUCUGGACACACCAAAACUUAUUCCUGACCCUAACGCUGAAAAGCCUGUCGAUUGGAAUACGGAAACUGAUGGUGAUUGGGAGCCUCCGAUGGUUGAUAACCCUGCUUGCGAAUCAGCUCCUGGUUGUGGACCGUGGGAGAAGCCGUCUAAGCUGAAUCCCAAUUUCAAGGGUAAAUGGACUCCUCCAAUGAUCCCUAAUCCAAUGUACAAUGGAAUUUGGAAGCCCAAAAAAAUCGCCAACCCCGAUUAUUUUGAGGACACGAAGCCUUUCCGAAUGAUUCCCAUUCGCGCACUUGGUUUGGAGCUCUGGUCUAUGACAGCUGAGAUCUCUUUCGACAACUUCUACGUAGGAACUUCAAAGAAGGGUGCCGAUGAUUUCGCUGCAUUGACUUGGGCUAUUAAGCAGAAAGCCGAAAAGGAUUCGGGUAUUGGUGGAAAGAGUGUUCUAGACGCUAUCCGGGAAAUGUCUUCCGAAAAUCCAUGGUAUGUGGUACUGGGUGUUACCGCAAGCGUACUUCCAUUGGCUUUGGUCAUCUAUUUUUGUUGUCGUACGCCCGCUUCCGUUGAUGCUGCUCGCCACAAGAAAACCGACGAACCCGUUCCUGAUAGCAAAAGCGACGAUUCCGAUGCUGCUGUCUCUAGUCACAAGGAAACUGAGGCAGAAAACAGCGAAAGUGAUGACAGUAAAGAAGUGGAGGAGGUAGGACGCGCCGAUGAAGAUGAAGGAAAGGAGGAUGAGGAGAGAGAAGAAAAUGGUGAUGAUGAUGAGGAGGAGGAUAAAGAGGAAGAAAAAGAAAUGGGAGAAGAGCCUUGCCUCCAUUCUUAA